Arabidopsis thaliana (thale cress) is the source of this 1848-nucleotide messenger RNA. RefSeq lists its product as uncharacterized. The record is from RefSeq and is marked reviewed. The coding region runs from base 531 to 1493 and encodes 320 amino acids. Lineage: Eukaryota; Viridiplantae; Streptophyta; Magnoliopsida; Brassicales; Brassicaceae. The transcript has 9 exons.
AAGAGUUGGAUAUUUGAGCAUAUUCCUCCUAAAAACAUAAUGCAGCAACAAAUGUUUUAACAAAGUGACAUUAAAGUCCGGUUAUCUCCGGUUUAAGAAAAGUGAAAGACGGAAUUGAUUUGCGCUCACACCUGUUCGGUUCUUUUUUUUUUGUCACACCAACAGAAAUACAGAGGUACACACAUAUCCUAAACCGAACAAAACCGGGGUUGUAAAAAUUAAUUGCGAUUUGUGGCGAUUCCGUUUAGAUCGGAUAAAAAAUCUGCACGACAAAAUUUUCCAUCUUCCUCCUCUUCCUCUGCCAACUUAUAAUCCCGUCAAAGAUCUUUCCUUUUUUCUUCUUCUGGUUUCUUUGUGGUUUCCUGGAGGCUCUCAGCAUCUUCGAGUCGUUGCGAGGAUGCGUUAGAAGAGAGUCUCCUCUCAAUCUUCGAAUCUCCAAAACAGUGUGAGAAUGGGUGACCAAUAUGUUUCUUAGUGGUGAUGUUCUCUUUUGCUUUGUUGGUGGAAUCUUAGGACUGUAUUGACUGGCCAUGGCUGCUGAUACCACAGCUUCAAGUUACUGGUUGAAUUGGAGGGUCCUCCUCUGUGCAUUAAUCCUCUUAGCUCCAAUAGUAUUAGCAGCUGUUCUCAUUUGGAAAUAUGAAGGCAAGAGAAGAAGACAACGCGAGAGCCAGCGAGAAUUACCAGGGACAUUGUUCCAAGAUGAAGCUUGGACCACAUGUUUUAAAAGAAUCCACCCUCUUUGGUUGCUUGCCUUUAGGGUAUUCUCGUUUGUUGCAAUGUUGACUUUACUCAUUUCCAAUGUUGUGCGCGAUGGAGCUGGCAUAUUCUACUUCUAUACUCAGUGGACAUUUACUCUUGUCACACUCUACUUUGGGUAUGCUUCGGUGUUAUCUGUUUAUGGAUGCUGCAUCUAUAAUAAAGAAGCUAGUGGAAACAUGGAGAGUUAUACAAGUAUAGGUGAUACGGAACAAGGCACUUAUAGACCACCAAUCGCUCUUGAUGGGGAGGGAAAUACGUCAAAAGCUUCCAAUAGACCUUCAGAAGCACCCGCCCGAAAAACAGCGGGGUUUUGGGUUUAUAUCUUUCAGAUCCUUUUCCAAACUUGUGCAGGUGCUGUUGUGCUAACAGAUAUUGUAUUUUGGGCGAUAAUCUACCCGUUUACUAAAGGUUACAAGCUGAGUUUUCUCGAUGUUUGUAUGCAUUCUCUCAACGCUGUUUUUCUCCUUGGUGACACAAGCCUCAAUUCCUUGCGAUUCCCACUGUUCCGGAUUGCUUACUUUGUACUUUGGAGCUGUAUUUUCGUGGCUUACCAAUGGAUAAUCCAUGCCGUCAAGAACUUAUGGUGGCCAUACCAAUUUCUUGAUCUUUCGUCACCAUACGCACCCUUAUGGUACUUGGGAGUGGCUGUGAUGCAUAUACCAUGCUUUGCGGUCUUCGCUUUGGUCAUAAAGCUGAAGAAUUACUUGCUGCAGCAGCGUCACAACUCGUGAUAGUUUUGGUCUCCCCGAAUUCAAGUUUCAUCUUCUAUUUAUGAGAUUCUUUGUUCACGAGAGAAUACCACACAUGGAGGAAACAAUGGUUCAUGGUCAUGGUCAAAGUCAAAGUCAAAGUCAUUCAGAAAGUUUGAGAAAGUCAAACCCUCUUGUUGAGUAAGAGACUAUCCAGAAGAAAGAAGAGUAAUCUCCAACACUACAACACAUUAAUUUAGGUCUUGUUUAGUUUGUUUAUGAUUAAACAAGUCUCCUCAAUAAUGAAGUGUCAUAAAUAAGUUAUACAAUCCCUUGUUGUAAAGAUGCAACCAAAUAAGUAAUGAGAAAUUAAUAAAUAUUUUUCUUUUAAAAACAA